AUGAGCUCCGGGAGAGCAAGAGGUAACUUCUGGAGAGGACGAGGACAGAGGUUCCGAGGAGGAAAGAGUGCUGGAGAAACGAGCCAGACAGGAAGAGGUGAAAUUGAUUGACUUUCGAUUACUCUAAUGUUUUUCUGUGUUCCACGCUUGUGACUUGACGAAAAAAUUUGUUAGCAAUUUCAUGAAAUUAUCGCUUUAGCACAAAGGGGUUCAGACCAAGGAAGUUCAAGUCCUCAAGUGGAACAUCAAAGAGCACGGCAAAUACAGACAAGCUUAACGCCGUGUCCCUUCAAGAAAUGGAACUUUUACUUCCCUGACAUUGGUGAGUCGGUAGUUUGGUGGGAUUAGUUUGUAACCAGGUGCAUUUUUCAUCCAUGAACACCUACCCUUUACCCUUUCACUCCCAGAAGUGAUCAACACAAAAUUUCUGUUUACAGUAUUAAUACAGUAUGAAGCAGACAAGUGAUGAGAAUAAAUACAAAUAUCAAUUGGGGGAUUAUCAUAUGAUCCAACAUCAAACUUUUAGAAUUUAAAAAAAAAAAUUAUAAGGAAUGUAUGGCAAAGAGUUUUAAUCAAGAUAUUGGGAGUGAAAGCACAAAUAUAAUUGUAAGGAGAAGUUAUGUGUUCACCGCUUGUGGAAGUUAAGGGUUACAAGUGGUACACUUGUCUAGUUUUAACUUGAAUCCCUUACCAGUUGACUGGAUAUAUAUUUGAUUUAAUGUAUCUUGACUUUAAGGAAUUAUCCAUUCAAAUAAUUAUUCUUCUGAAGUUUAUAACCCAGACUCAUCUCAUGCAACCAAAGUUAAAGCCAUCAUGAAGUUUGUGGAAUCACAUGCAGCUCAACUUUCUAAGGUAAAAAUAGAAAAAGCCAUAGUAGUUGUUCAGUUACUUCCAGAUUGUGUGCAUUAUAUUCUGUCAAGUCACCCUGUCACUCAUAAGAUCUCAUUAAUAAUUUUCCUUACUGUCUGCAAUACAAUUCUCAUGAUAUCAGUUCUAAGAAUUUGAUAUUGGAUCAACUAAUAAUCCCCCAACUAAUAAUUAUCUUUAUUCUCAUCUCUUGUUUGCUUGAUAUUGUCAGGAGAAAUUCUGUCUUGGUCUGACUCAACAGUGAUCUGAAUAAUGCACUUUCUUAGGAUGAGAUUGAAAGCAAAGCAGCUGUGAUGUUUGACUAUAUGGAUCUAAUAUCAGAUACAGGU
Pocillopora meandrina is the source of this 1196-nucleotide messenger RNA. The record is from the annotation of a GenBank genome assembly. NCBI's taxonomy places the organism in Eukaryota, Metazoa, Cnidaria, Anthozoa, Scleractinia, Pocilloporidae.